CGCUCCUGUCGACCAACAGCAUGUGCAUGUAUAUGGACGCACGCAGCGCCCUCGUCGGCGCUGCCCUCGGUGCCGCGGCGUCUGUGUGCGUCCUGCGGCUGCUGCGCCCGAACUCUCCGCCUCGCGGUGCGCUGCGCCAGCAUGCGCCAGUCGACACGGCUGGCGUGCUCGCGACCGGCAAGGUGGCCGUCAUCAUUGGCUCCGGCUCCGGCAUCGGCCGAUGCGCAGCGCUGCGCUGCGUCGCGCUGGGCAUGAAGGUGAUGCUCGCCGACAUCGAUGUGCCGGACGCCACCUCAGUGCAGGCCGAAUGCGAGGCCGCCGGCGCGCCGAAGGGGUCGGUCGUGGUGCAAAGGUGCGACUGCCGCGUCGAGGCGGACGUGCGCGCGGCACGCGACGCCGCGUACGCCGCGUUUGGCGCCGUCCACCUGCUGAUGAACAACGCGGCGAUGCAGUCCAACAACCGGUGCGGCCCUUAUGAGCACCCCGACCGCUGGAAGGUGAUCCUGGACACGAACCUGCUGGGCGUCUACCACGGCGGCCUCGCCUUCGCGCCGAGCAUGGUGGAGCAGGCCGAGCCGUCUGUCAUCGUCAACACCGGGUCGAAGCAGGGCAUCACGAUGCCGCCGGGUGACACGGCGUACAACGUCUCCAAGGCGGGCGUCAAGGUGCUGACCGAGGCGCUCCAGCACCAGCUCCGCUCAACGGACGGCUGCCGGGUGAACGCCUUCCUGCUCGUGCCGGGCUGCGUCAACACCAUGAUCCGCACGCGCGGCGACAAGUGGGUCGAGGGCGCCGCCUUUAAGCCCGACCGCGCCAAGGACGAGCGCGAGUACAAUGGCGUCGUCGAUCGCGCGUACGCGGCGGAAAAGUGGAGGGAGCGCGGCGCGUGGCAGCCCGACCAGGUGAUUGACGAGCUCUUUGGCGCCAUCGCCGCCGGCACGCCCUUCUACGUCAUCUGCGCCGACGGCGAGACGACGCGCGCGAUGGACGACGGGCGGAUGCAGUGGGCGAUGGACGACCUCGUCUUCCGCCGCGCGCCGCUCUCGCGCUGGUCGGAGGAGUACAAGGCCGAGUACGCGAGGGUGGCGCGGGGGUUCUGAUAUACGUGUACCUGGUAUCUUUUGCCGUUAUUUCCCUCAUAGGCGCUGCUUGAACGAGCACACUGC
Molecule: messenger RNA, 1166 nt
Organism: Emiliania huxleyi CCMP1516
Lineage: Eukaryota; Haptophyta; Isochrysidales; Noelaerhabdaceae
Exons: 3
Coding region: 21-1100 (359 amino acids)
Cellular component (GO): intracellular anatomical structure
Molecular function (GO): oxidoreductase activity, acting on NAD(P)H, oxygen as acceptor
Source: RefSeq, a predicted model, not a curated record